This is a messenger RNA of Zingiber officinale, 2226 nucleotides long. Its product is annotated as putative serine/threonine-protein kinase. NCBI's taxonomy places the organism in Eukaryota, Viridiplantae, Streptophyta, Magnoliopsida, Zingiberales, Zingiberaceae. The transcript has 8 exons. The record is from RefSeq and is a predicted model, not a curated record. The coding region runs from base 16 to 1908 and encodes 630 amino acids. Gene Ontology annotation, biological process: protein phosphorylation. Gene Ontology annotation, molecular function: protein kinase activity; ATP binding.
CAUGCGGUAUGGUAGAUGGCUAGCUGGAAGGCGUUGUCAUGCCCCACCGCUCUCCAUUCCCGUCUCAGCUAUGAGCUGGGUAGGCCACAUAGAGCCAGGCGAGCGAGACGCAUGCCACGCACACAGGCCCCGCAGAGGGUUGUCGUGUCAUGGCCACCGGCAGACCUUCACGUCCAGUCAUUUGAACAAGGAGUCCGAGUUUUGCCCACGACCAGGUUUCUCCGGGAGCAGGGCGGGGCCUCGCACCGUAUGAGUGUCAAUCACGAGCGGCUGCUCCAUUUGGAACCUCGAGGGCCUCGUCCUCCAACAAGCCACCAUGGGCCAUGGCAGGGUGGAAUCUUGGCGGUGGCGAAAAGAAAUCCUGAUGUCGGAAGACCUUGUACCCCUCUCCAUCCCCUCGUGUCUGAUAAUCGCAGGUACCGCCUGCUGGUAAAACCCGCCUGGAGAUCUCGUACAUUUUUUGUAACGCUCAUACCUGCCUCAAAUCACCUCCCCUGGCCAUGCAUUUCCCUCCUUCCUCCUCGUAGACAAAUACAAUAUGUACUUGCUCCUCUCGGAUUGAGAUGGAUUCUGAAGUACUGCUUUAAACAAUACUACAAACACAUGGCGAACAGAUCUGUGCUGCUCACCCAACUAUCUUUGAUUAAGACCCCAUUCACCCAUUCGUCAUGUGGUUUAUUAGCCUCCCUCCUCCUGCCUCUUGUUCGCCAAUCCUUUGGUCGUAUUCAUCCUUUCUUCUUUUCGCUCUCUUGUGGAUACUGCACGUCAGGUUCAGUUGCAGAAAUAGUUGGAGCUGCUGCAGGUGGCUUUGCAUUGUUGGUUAUUGUUGUUGGGCUUUUGUUCUUCUACAUAUUUUACUGGGGGAGGACCGAGGCGAAUAGAAGUUCUGAGACUGGUUCUUCAGACCCAUCUAAUCUUGUGGAAUGUAGGAGAGAUAGGAGAUCAUUCGUCGAUUACAGUCUUGCAAAUGAGCAUCAUGUUGCUAGGCGAUUCACACUAGAAGAGUUGGAAGAAGCUACUAAGAACUUUAGUCAAAGCAAUCUUGUUGGCACUGGUAGCUUCGGUUUAGUAUACAAGGGUCUGCUUCUUGAUGGUACAAUUGUAGCAAUUAAGAGGCAUGCACAUGUUCCAAGGCUGGCAUUUGUUGAAGAGGUUAAAAAAUUAUCAAAAAUCAGACACCGCAAUCUAGUUACUCUUAUCGGUUAUUGCCAGGAAGGUGGUUUGCAAAUGUUAGUUUAUGAGUAUUUGCCAAAUGGAAGCAUCUCUCAGCACUUAUAUUAUAAUGAACACCAUUCACUAACAAAUCUUGAAUUUAAACAAAGGCUCACAGUGGCUAUUGGAGCUGCCAAAGGAUUAACCCAUCUGCACAGUCUUGCACCUCCUUUGGUACAUAAAAACUUCAAAACAAGCAACAUCUUGGUCGACGAGAAUUUCAUUGCAAAGGUAGCUGAUGCAGGCAUUCUCAAAUUACUACAAGGAAGUGAGGAAGUUCAACAUCAGGGAAGUAAAAAUGCCUUCCAAGAUCCUGUUGCUAGAGAGUUGGGAAGAUUUUCUGAAGCCAGUGAUGUUUAUAGCUUUGGAGUAUUCCUUCUAGAGCUCAUAAGCGGAAUUGACAUCGAACACUGCAUCUCUCCAGAUUCAUACAAUAUUUUAGCUCAUUGGGUGGAAGCUCAUGUUAGUUCAAAUGAUCUCAUCGAUCGUCGGCUCGGUAAUGGUUUUACCUCCCAAGGUAUGAAAGAGCUAAUUGCACUAACUCUUCAGUGUUUGAAUCCAUCCGGUCAAAACCGCCCGUGGAUGAGCUCAAUUGUCACCGUGCUCGAUAGGAUUCUCGAGACUGAGAUGACACUGACAACAAUCAUGGGCGAUGGCACUGCCAUUGUUACCCUCGGUAGCCAGUUAUUUACUUGAGCUUGAAGAACAAACAAUCAGUUAUUUGAUCAAGCUGCCGAGAAUCAAUCUCUUCAGCGAAAUGCAAUGCACAAAAGAUCUCUGUCCCAAGCAGUAGUUCUUGCUGUCUGUGUAUCCGAACUGUGUUUGUCUCUCUGACAGCCAUGGCAACAUUGAUCUGUCUCAAAACUAAAAAAUUCACCAUUCUUGUAUGGAUUUAUUUAUUGUUCAAAAAUAUUAUGAUUCAUUCAUCUGUAAAAUAAUUCAGCCUCUUAACGUGCCUGCUAUUGUAGAAUUUUGACUUCCUUAUGCAAUUUUUUUGUUAGUUUAUUAUUAUUA